This is a messenger RNA of Hermetia illucens (black soldier fly), 1245 nucleotides long. RefSeq names its product palmitoyltransferase ZDHHC3-A (gene Dnz1). NCBI's taxonomy places the organism in Eukaryota, Metazoa, Arthropoda, Insecta, Diptera, Stratiomyidae. Gene Ontology annotation, molecular function: protein-cysteine S-palmitoyltransferase activity. The transcript is spliced from 3 exons. Gene Ontology annotation, biological process: protein targeting to membrane; peptidyl-L-cysteine S-palmitoylation. Gene Ontology annotation, cellular component: endoplasmic reticulum; Golgi apparatus. The record is from RefSeq and is a predicted model, not a curated record. The coding region runs from base 209 to 1018 and encodes 269 amino acids.
AGUCGCAUUCACACCGAUCGAACAUCUGCAUUGACAUUUCGAACUGUCAAGUGUAGGGGGGCUUUGGCAUUCGCCUCGCAGGGAAAAAUUAUGUCGUCCGCUGGAAAUUCAAUCGCGUAAAACCCAUAAAUUUUCGGAUAGAAAUCAGGACUAGUGCAUUCCGUGUGACGAACCAAGUACGCUUCAAUUCAUUCCCGUAUCGUACGACAUGACUUUCAUUCGUGAUCCGUGCGGAAUCGUCUGUUUGCUGGUGACUUAUGGAGCUGUGUUCUAUGCCGAUUAUGUGGUGACGCGAUGGAUUAUCCUGCAAACAAUGGAGACAAGCUUGUGGGCGCCUCUGCACGUCGUUUCGUUCAAUACGGUCGUCUUUCUAUUGACAAUGGCGCACUUGAAGGCGGUCCUUUCGGAUCCCGGGACGGUGCCGUUGCCGCAAAAUCGAUUGGAUUUUUCCGAUUUACACUCAGGGCAGAAGAACGGUCACGGCCACGGUGAGUGGACGGUGUGCACUCGCUGCGAAACAUACAGACCACCGCGGGCGCAUCAUUGCCGAAUAUGCAAGCGAUGCAUUCGCCGCAUGGAUCACCAUUGUCCUUGGAUAAAUAAUUGCGUUGGGGAGAGGAACCAGAAGUAUUUCCUGCAGUUUCUUGUUUAUGUUGGAGUAUUGGCGUUGUACUCUGUGGCUUUGGUGCUGGGAUCCUGGAUUUAUCCGUGCGAGCAGUGCAACGCGAACAUAGCAGAUUCGCAGGCCAGGAUGCUUCACAGUGUCAUAUUACUCUUGGAAUCCGCCCUUUUUGGACUUUUUGUAUUAGCAAUCAUGGUCGAUCAAAUGCACGCCAUACUCUACGACGAAACAGCCGUAGAAGCUGUUCAGCAAAAGGGUGCAUAUCGGCCACAUCGUCGUAAACUUGCGCUCCUCGCAGAUGUUUUUGGACGCAGUCAUCCCGCACUUUGGCUUCUUCCAUGUACCGGACUCAACUCGAGACGCUACGAUACUCCGUUGCUUAGUCACGACGUAUGAGUAAAUAAUAGUUUUUAUUUAUACAACUAUACGGGCAUCUAUGUUUUACUGUACAUUUAAGCAAUGUAUAUUUUUCUUUGUUUUUUUGUUGACCGUUAUUUAUAAGUUUUCCCUUAAUUUUAGUGCAAUUGUGUCUCAGAAGCUGUAAAUAAUUUUUUAAUCCUUAUUUAUUAUCCAACUUGACUUUCUGAUUGAUUGUGCCGCAUAUAAACAUAUUUUUUAAAGAC